Messenger RNA from Postia placenta MAD-698-R-SB12, 2389 nucleotides. RefSeq lists its product as hypothetical. Bases 1 to 2301 code for a protein of 766 amino acids. Gene Ontology annotation, molecular function: RNA polymerase III type 3 promoter sequence-specific DNA binding; TBP-class protein binding; RNA polymerase III general transcription initiation factor activity. Gene Ontology annotation, biological process: transcription by RNA polymerase III; transcription preinitiation complex assembly; DNA-templated transcription initiation. The transcript is spliced from 8 exons. Gene Ontology annotation, cellular component: transcription preinitiation complex; transcription factor TFIIIB complex; nucleus. Lineage: Eukaryota; Fungi; Basidiomycota; Agaricomycetes; Polyporales; Adustoporiaceae. The record is from RefSeq and is a predicted model, not a curated record.
AUGACGGACGGGGCAAACGGCGCGGACAUGGGUAUGGGCGCAAGGGAGCACACGGACAUCAAGGAGAAAAAGCGUGAGAACCAGCGUGUGCCACCCCUGGUGUUGUACGGCGCGAGAUCACGCGCGCUGCCCGAAAUGCGCCGGCACGCCGGAAACGACGUGCGCGACGGUUUGCUUCCGCCGCUGCCGUGUCCGGGGGCCAGCGUCGCGGGGCGCACGGCACGGGGCGGCACGCGCGCGCGAGCGCCUAACGCGCGAACUCACACAGUAUGUACUGAUUGCGGAGGAACUGUCAUCGAAUACGAUGCCGCGGCCGGAAACGGUUUCUGCGUGCAAUGUGGUACUGUGGUGGAGGAAAACACCAUCGUGAGCGAGGUGGCAUUUGGCGAGACGAGCACUGGUGCUGCCAUGGUGCAAGGUAGCUUUGUUGGACAGGGUGCCACGCGUGCCCGAAUGGGAGGUCCGUUUGGGAACAGGGGAAAUAGUGAGAGCCGAGAGCAGACAAUAGCCAACGCGACCCGCAAAAUACAACAGGUAGCUAACGCGCUCCGCUUAUCUGACGUUGUGUCUUUGGCAGCGGUCCGGCUCUACACUCUAGCCGUCGAACACAAGUUCACCAAGGGACGCAAAAGUUUAAACGUCGUCGCCGUGUGCCUGUAUGUCGCUUGCCGACAGAAGGAGACGAGGAACUACAUGCUGAUCGAUUUCUCAGAUCUGCUUCAGGUGAACGUAUUCGAGCUCGGACACACGUAUCUGCAGCUCGUCCAGACCCUCCAUCUCCGGCUCCCCCUCGUCGACCCGUCGCACUACAUCUCGCGCUUCGCGGCGCUGCUCGAGUUCGGCGACGAGACGCACCAGGUCGCGAUGGACGCGGUGCGGCUCGUGCAGCGCUUCGACCGCGACUGGAUGACGCGCGGGCGGCGGCCCGCGGGCAUCUGCGGCGCGUGCCUGCUGCUGGCCGCGCGCAUGAACAACUUCCGGCGCAGCGUCGCGGAGAUCGUGCAGGUGGUCAAGAUCGCGGACACGACGCUCAAGAAGCGCCUCGACGAGUUCAAGCGCACGCCGAGCGGCGCGCUGACGCUCGCGGACUUCCGCAACGUGUGGCUCGAGGAGGAGAUGGACCCGCCGGCGUACACCAAGGGGCGCGAAAGGGAGGAGCGCGAGCGGGAGGAGCGGGAAGGCGGCGGGACGGCGCAGGAAAAGGCGAAGGGCAAGGGCACGCGGAAGCGCAAGAGGAAGCGCAGGCACGAUGAGGACACCGAGGACGACGAAGAACAGCUUGCGAUGGAUGAAGACGCCCAGUACGGGGGGCAGCACGAGCCUCAGCCCCUGUCGCUCCCGCCGAUGGACCCCACUUUCUUUCAGCAAGGCAUCCUUGCGGGGAUAUCGCAACAGCCGCUGUUCUUGCCCGAUGACGGCGAGGACACGAACUCCAAUAUCGACCCCACUCUGCUGCAGCCGCAGUUCGACCCGUCGCCGUCGACGGCCGUCCAGCCUGAGGAUGCACCUCCAGACAAGACGCUAUCACUCGCGCCUCGUCCAUCAUCACCACUCGAGGAAGUGGUGAAUGCCGCAGUAGCCGAGGAGGUCUCCGAUAUACUCGCGAAUGCGCAGGGCACGGAGCUCGCUGCUGCUCUCGAGGAGGCGGAGCGGCGGCGCAUGGCUCAGUUCACGGGCGACGACGAGCUGCUCGGACUCAACGAGGAGGAGCUGGACCAGUUCAUUCUGACGGACGACGAAGUCAGGAUCAAGGAGCGAGUCUGGGUUGAGCUGAACAAGGAUUACCUUGAGGCACUUGCAGCGAAGACCGAGCAGCAGCAGCAAAACGAAGAAAAGGAGAAGAAGGGGCGCAAGCGCCGGAAAACGAACAACAAACCGCGGGAUGCGUCUACACCGCACGGGAGCACCGCGGCAGAGUCUGUGCGCAAUCUGAUCAAGAAGAACCCGAGGUACAGCAAGCGGAUCAAUUACGAUGCGCUGAAGGAUUUGUUCACCGAUGACGGUGCGGCCGUCAAGUUGUCGAUGACGCCUGCGGCAGACGACAAGGACGACGAGCUGUACUACAUGGAGGACAAGAGCGACGCGGAGGGCAUGGUGGUUGUCGAAGAGGGCGGCGGCGGCGUCGGGAUGGCCCCGGCGCGUUCGCGCUCAACGAGCAAGGGCCCUGGGCCAAGCCCACCAGGCGCGUUGGAGGCGGAACAAGAGGGCGACGAGGAUGCCAUCGGGGAGGAUGAUGUCGAGGAGGGGAGCGAAAAGGGUGAUGAUUAUGCCGACUGGGACGUUUAUGAGCAGGAAGUUUGAUACGAAGACAAAGAUUCACUGUAUCCGUAUAGCAAUAUUGGCGAGCUUGUAUCCAGUAUAGCUGUAUCAACUAUUCUUCUCUGAUCGC